This is a messenger RNA of Xenopus tropicalis (tropical clawed frog), 3755 nucleotides long. It is a transcript of the gene inafm2, whose product is annotated as InaF motif containing 2. Lineage: Eukaryota; Metazoa; Chordata; Amphibia; Anura; Pipidae. The transcript has a single exon. The record is from RefSeq and is a predicted model, not a curated record. Bases 373 to 1269 code for a protein of 298 amino acids.
GUCUUUUGUGUAUCUUGCUGAAGGAAACAGCUCAAUUGGUUCACGAGUGAAGGAAGGUUUUCGCUGAAGAUUAGGAUGGAUGAUUUUCUUUAAAAAAAAACAUUAAUGCGGCCGGAGCACAAGAAUGCUGCCAGUUGAGGCUGUCUAAGCCAAGAGACCCAGGGAACAAUUGUACAGAAGGGAUGCCCAUUGUUUGAGCCAAUGAUCAUAUCAGCCAAAGGAGCAGCUACAUCCUAUCAAGAACCUGAGAUGAGAUUAGCAUGAAUUUCCCUUGGCUAUUUCCCUAGUGUCUGCUUUGAAAUUGGUUCUGGUUGAUUGUGAUCCUUCAACACAGACAACGCCGUGGAGCCCAGAGCUAAAAUCAGGAGCAACAUGAAGGACAAAGACUUCAUUGGCCAUAUGGAGAGGGGGAAGCCUGCUACUUAUACAGGGGACAAGAAGGCAAAAAUGGCAGCCAAAACCAACCAGAAAUGGGUAAGACUGGCCACUGUUUUUGCUUACGUGCUGUCAGUAUCCUUGGCUGCUAUAAUCCUAGCCAUUUAUUACAGCCUCAUAUGGAAACCAGUACGAUCCGGCGGAGAUGUGGGAAAUGGCCAGGAGGUAUCAACUUUUUCCAGUAAUAGCACAACUGUUGUAUUUGAUGAAACACCUCUCGUCAUCAAUGCAAGUGAGGAUUCAGUGAAACAGUCAUCAGUGCGAGAUGAGAUCAUUGCUGGUGAUGUGCUAGCGGAACACUUGGAACCCUUUGGGACCACAGCACCAACAUUAAAUCAUCAACAUGUCACAGGGUACAGGCUGCUCGAUGAAGGCACCUUUUCAUCACCAAACGAACCUUUGGGUAUAAAUAGCCAUUUUAUUGGAAAUGACGAUAUUGCAACUCAGCCAUCCCCCAGCCUCAAUACUCAUGUGGAAAUAGAGGCCAUAAACCCAGACGCAAUACACAUUAAAGCAGAGAGCAGCACAGUGUCUGCAGAGACCUUUCCUGACACACAUUCUACCCCUGCAGGAGCAGACAUUUCAGAAAUCCCUACAGAUCCUUUUAUUCAGCUCGACCAAGACCCAGCAGGGUAUGCAUCAGGGCAGGACAUCACAGAAAGCUUGCAUUACUCAGUAUCUCCUACACAUAUGAGCAAGGAAUCAAGUGGAAGCGAAGGUCUGGAGUCAUUAAUGCAUCAGGCCAGUGAAGCUACAAAAAGCCAUAGCCCCCAAGGCUCGCCAGAUACUACGUCAGCCUAUUCAGGACACACCACUGCCGCAGGAGGCUUAUAGGAGUCAUUGAUAAUGAUUCUUCAGGGAACAUACAAAGCCUUCUUGCUUCAGUAAUGAAAAAUAGAGACCACUGGUGUUUCUAAUGUUAUUUAUAAAAUACAUUCCUCUUCCCCUACUCCUCUGUUUGCUGCCAAAAUGUUUAUCUAAAUGGUAUAGAACAAAUAUUUUUGUUAUCAAAUGUUUUGUCUUUUUAGAAAUAAUGCAGUGUUCUACCAGACUUUCCCAUAGGGCCCGGCGGCCCUCUACAGAUUCCUUUAUUUUUCUCAUUACUAAGCUGGUCUGAUUCGGACUGAAUGGAAAUGUGGUCUCUAGAUUCUAUUUAAAGGGGAGUAAACCUGGAGGGUGCUCAGGUAUGUCCGGGGUACAAUCUACACUCACCAAAAUCAUUCAUGAAAAGGGCUAUUGUGACAAAUGCCAUGCUUGAGCUUUCAGCCUGGUUAGCGAUUAAACUAUUUCUACUUCCUAUAACCGUUAUUGUUUGUAUCUGUGUAUAGUUUGCACAAUUAUUUGCAGUUGCACCUGAAAGUAGAUUGACUCAUUUAUCAUUUCCAGCCAAUGAUGAAAAUGCAUAUUUUCCCUAGUUUAGUUGGAUGCCAUAAAGGAGCAUUGCCAUUUGGAAUGACUUCAGUGGUAAAAAAAAAAAAAAGAAUAUGGGUCUUGUGAAUUUCACAAGAUAGGUGCAAAUUAGUAAGGCCCAGUGACACUCCAAAGGGGUCUAUACUGCUCAUUGUGUGUUGAUACUUUUAAGCACAUCAAUAGACUUUUUAUACGUAUUCACAAUAUAGCAUGUUAUAUUAAUAUAAGUUUGUUACUUUUGGGGACUCCCUAUGAGUCGGCUCUGACCAAUAGCAUCUUGCUUUCAGCAGAGCCUUAACCCUGUAAGUGCUGAGUGCCAGCAGUAUUACUCCUCCUUACGGGAUCAGUGGAAGUUUCAGGGUUAAGUUAUUUGUUCUGCUGAAGGCCGGCUUCUGUCAGUGAGUGAGUCUGGCUGCCGCCUCCUGGCACGUACACAGGGAUGUAUGUCUCACAGCAAGGAGGCCGUGCAUAUUGUAAAGUUCUCAUCAUCGAGACCCCUGUAUGUAAUAAACAUGUAUAAAAUAAACACAAAUCAUAUAUUAAAAUGCAUUUAAUUAUACACACACAAUCGGCAUAAUAAGGCUUCAUUUACUUCAGCUCACUGCAAACCACCAAUGGUUUCAAGAGACAGGGUAGGUCGACCAGAGCUGGAGGGAAUUAGAUUGGACACCAACUAGUAAAGAAAAUGUAAACAUUUCACAAAUAAUUUAUUUGUAAUUUUAUCAGGGUCAAAGGUCAAAUGCCCUCUGUCCUUCCGCAAGCAGCGUUGGGCUGGGAUGUUUUGUGCCCACCCAGGGCUGUCACCCAAGGGCUCACCACCCUAGCCAUGGAGGCCCAACACCUCCUGUUGCUAACCCUACCCUAUAACUCCUGCUGGUGAUUAUUCAUUUGUCCCGCUGGCCCAGUCCGACCCAGACUGCAAACCUGUUAAUGAAUAUUGCACUGAAGGUGCCACACAAGAUCAUUUGUGGAUGGUCAUUAUUUUAAUGUUUUAGAGGUUUUGAAUUCUUUUUUGUUCUACAUAUCUAAAGCUUAGCAGUCACCCUGAUGGCUGGUUGUUGGGCUGACUGAACCUAGCAAUAAGGCAUUUUUUUCAUUUUCAAAAGGUAGGGUAAUCAAGCCACUACAUAAGCAAAUUAAUACAGCCACAAGGGUGGGCUGUGCCAUCACUGGGGCGGGGACUGGGAGCAACAUCAAUCGAUAAUUGGCCAAUCGUUGCAUCAAUCUUCAAGAAUCCUGCCCAGUUUUCCAAAUUGGGAAAACCCGGGAGGUAGUUUUGACCUGGACAGCCCUACCGAAAACCAGGCUCUCCAGGUCAAAACCGGACAGGUGGCAACCCUAUGUGAUACCAUCAUGGCUAAACCGGCCCAUGCAUUUUAUAGUGUGAGCAUUUAGGCAAGGAAAGGUCACCAAACAAGUUGAUCUUUUGUCAGUUUGCUUGGUGUACUGUAUCUGUAUCUGAUAGAUGCAGUUUUCAGCCAGGGACCCUCCUGCCACGAGGCCUGCCAUAGGGCCCCAAGAUUUUUGGGGCUUCUGCAAUGAUGGGGAGACAGUAUGUUCCUGUGUAUUGGCAAAAGGACUUUUGUGAACUCCACUAUGUUUCUUAAAGCAGUUGAGUACACAGGGAGGGGAAGGUAGGUAAAGAAAUUUAGUUUGGACAGCCAUACUUAACUAAAUAUGGAAAAAAAACAAAGGAUAUAUAACCUAUAAAUAGUGAUUGGAGACAUCAAGGGACCACACUACCUAAAUGUACUCCAGUCACUAGAAGAUUUAUACCUGAUAAAUAUUGAUAUUUUUGCAGACCUCAGAAUUAGUUUUUUUUUUUGUUUUUUUUUUGUUUUUUUUUUAAAUAUGACUUUGUUAGGAAAAAAAAUGUGAACAAUAAAAACUCAGAAAUAUUUUGAUUUGUA